CUAUACUCCUUUUACUGUUCAUAGAUUUGGUUCGGUCACAAACGCUUCUACAUCAGUAUCUUGCAUUUUAAUUGGUGAACAGCGUUGUCCUUCGGCCAAUCGCUAAAGGUUUAGUUUGACUGCCGUUCACAUUAUUUCCAUCGGAACGUGUGUUCAAGGUUUUCAAUUCCUGAUAUACUGUUGUGGAACAAUGGGUGUAUUGUCCACGCUGAUAAGGGGGCUUACAAGAGGAGCAGACAGAAUGUCGGAAUUCACCAGCAAGCGGGGUUCAAGGACUCACAAUAAAGGCAGAGGUUCAAGACCAACUGGAGUAAGGCUCUCCAGCAGAAAGUUUCUGUCAAUAAAGGCCAUGAUUCCCGAAUUUGUGGUACCCAGUCUGGAUGGCUUUAAACUCAAACCGUAUGUUUCAUACCGCUGUCCAAAAGGAACCGAGACCCCAGUGACUGCAGAGAGCCUGUUUGCCGAAAUAGUGGCUCCUCAGAUCAGGAAAGACUUUAACGAAGGGAUUUAUGACAAAGACCACCUGGAGAAAUACGGCUUUGAACCUACACAGGAUGGGAAGUUGUUUAAAUUGUAUCCCAAAAACUAUGUGCGUUAAAAGAAACUCAAUAUCUGUGACAGAUCUAUUUCCAAGAGAAGACUUCUGAUGACAUUUGGUGACAUUGGAUGCAGACCCUUCGCAGUGACACCAUGUUGCAAGUUGGACUUAAUACUUUGUAUCUGUCAUUUCUCUUCCAAUCAAGUACAAUAAAGCCAAACUUAAUGUA
This is a messenger RNA of Syngnathus typhle (broad-nosed pipefish), 767 nucleotides long. RefSeq names its product mitochondrial ribosomal protein L41 (gene mrpl41). The transcript has 2 exons. NCBI's taxonomy places the organism in Eukaryota, Metazoa, Chordata, Actinopteri, Syngnathiformes, Syngnathidae. The record is from RefSeq and is a predicted model, not a curated record. Gene Ontology annotation, cellular component: mitochondrial large ribosomal subunit. Gene Ontology annotation, molecular function: structural constituent of ribosome. Gene Ontology annotation, biological process: translation. Bases 191 to 598 code for a protein of 135 amino acids.